Messenger RNA from Siniperca chuatsi (mandarin fish), 8108 nucleotides. Its product is annotated as espin-like protein. Bases 2029 to 4155 code for a protein of 708 amino acids. Gene Ontology annotation, molecular function: actin filament binding. Lineage: Eukaryota; Metazoa; Chordata; Actinopteri; Centrarchiformes; Sinipercidae. Gene Ontology annotation, biological process: actin filament bundle assembly. The record is from RefSeq and is a predicted model, not a curated record. The transcript has a single exon. Gene Ontology annotation, cellular component: cytoplasm.
AGAUGUUGCAAGGCUGUAGUAAGGUCCAGAAGUUUUGUCGUGUCUUAGCUAUCCCAUUUGUGCUCCCGUAAAUUUAAAAUGCUCUGCAGCCUUGAUUAUAUAUGGCUUCAAUUUCAAAUUAUUAACAACACAAAGGGGAUAGCUGCUGCUUGGAUUUGAGUGUGGAUUUUUGUGAUUUUUGAACAAUGAGGUUGUAUAAAUGUAUUUUUAGUAUUCAUUCAUGACACAAGUUUUGCUCUCUUUUUGACUUGUCAAACAUUUAGUUGAGUGUGAAACAUCCAAUGGGAGUCAAGACUACAAGUUCACAAGUUAAUUUAGCAUCUAUGCUUUCCUGACAUGAUAGCUGAAGGAGAGUGUCUGUACUGUCAAACAACUUGAUCACUUUUUGAGCAUUUCUCAGUUUAAUUGCAAUCACCUGCCUUAUACUUAUCUUUACAACAAAUACCAUGGCCAAUGUUAUUCAACAAGGGUUUCAGUCAGCACACUGAACAUGUUUUGCAAACAAGCUUUGUUUCUAAAUUUGAUUAUUUGGCUUUAGAAUCACUGACAUCUACCUCUCUUGUACUCUUAUAUGAUCCAUGAAGUGAUACUGACAUGUAUUGUUUUGUUUAUUUGUUGAGAUGCAGUGGCAUCAUUAGAAUGUCUAAUUGGCUGUCGGGUCUAAAAGUAGUAAAUUAAGCUGAACGUAUUUUAGUGAUAUAUUUUCCCCUGUAAAUAACACAUUGAAAGAUAACUUGCAUGAAGCGGCAUUGGACAUAGCUAGCUCUAAAUGUAGACAUCCAUGUGCUCACUAAUUUUUAAAUUAUUUCUUUGUUUCUUAAUUCAUCUCUGCAUGUUUCUUUUUUUCAUAUUUAUAGCCUUUAUGAAUAGCAAGAGACUUUUUGGAGUGCAGUGAAUUGAAUACUUGGCUACAAUACCCAUCACAACAUUAACACACUUGACUAAUGGAUUCACAGUGUGGGCUGGUGUUUGAUGAUGAAGUUUUGCGGCUCCAAGUUUUUACAUGCUGAUUCAGUGGUGUGAUGCCGGGCCCUUUCACACUACAGGUAAACCAGUAAUAAUAACAAAAAUACUAAUAUAAAAAAAGAAAAAAGAAAAUAAAUAAUUACAUUUGUAGACCACUUUACUCUUAAAGUUGCAAAAUACAUCAAAUAAAAUGUGCGUGCAGUGAGGGUAAAAAGCCUGAAUGCCAUCUCCUUGAAUUUGUUUUUUUUUUUACAGGCAGAUCAUGAUAUGUUAAAGAGUAACUCCACACCUAGUCCCUCAAUCAGAAAAACCUUUGUUGCACUAACCUCUUUGGGUUGACAGUUUCAACUCUGUGGCACCUCUAACCACACCGAGUGUGAUUUCCUAUCAUUGUUGGGUGUGGACUGUCUGUUGCACUGGUACCAGUACCCAACAGUAAUGUAACAUUACACUAUAGUGCAGUGUUACAUCAUAUUUGGGUUGCAGACAAAUGAAAAAUUUAACUGCUGGAUUUCAGUAAAAGCAGAAUUUUCAGCGUUUGUGUAGUUACUCUUUAACCAAGAACAUAAAAAAACUGACUUGUAAAAAUGGGAGAGAGAAACUGUAAAGAGGGAUAGAGCAAAUAUAGAUGUAAAAGAUCUGCAGAGUCAAGUGCCUAAAAAACAAAUGUAAUCAUGUUGCGAACCUGUACCACUUAAAUAUAAAUAUUGGUAUAAUUAAUAAACUAUAUAGUUUACCAAUCAAUUCAAAAAGGACAAAGCUUUCUCUGUUCUCUUUGACUCAAACUAGAAAGUAGAAGUAGAAAGUUCUGUGCUUGUAAUGAGGCAGUGCCAUUGCACCACUAAAUCCAUGUAAAUCCUGUGUGUCAAGAUGGAUUUGCACUGAAGCGUGUGUUCACACCAGGAAGUUCGAGCUGAAGGAAUCCCUCCCUCCUUCCCUUUUUUCUUGUCUUUUGGUCUCCUUUGACCUCUGAUUUAGUUUGCGGCAAGCGGGCACUACCAGCCUCAGGAAUGGCACUACUCCCACGUCCACAAUGCUAUUUUGGGCCCAUUUGGAGAACUGAUGACAGAGGAUGACCUAAACCGUAUUGAGAAGCAAAUUGAGAACCUGCAGGUCAUGCACAAGGUCUCAGAAGUUGAGAAGGAGCUGGAAGAACUGGAGCGGGAGCUUCACCAGCUCCUACCAGUGUCUGCUGCCCUCAAUCAAGGGCACUUCUCAGUCAAUCCAAAGCAGGUACAUGGCCAAGCUGAAGAUCUUCCAGCCUGGUGCAACAAGAUUUCUACCCUGCUCAAGAGUAUGGCCAUUCUUCUUGCCACUCUCGGGGGAAAAGAGGUAGACAUCUUGGAUCUUAUAUGUCCUGGAUAUUCUCAAGAAGAGGCAAGGAUUGUGGGUGCAGGUCAGUCUGAACCAGCAGGAUCAGUUGGGACUGGAUUUAUUGGACGGUCUCAGUCCUUCUCAGCAAGAGAGGAUGUAGAGAAGGAGAUAAAACAGUGUGGAGUUUCAGUGAAGAACCUUAAGGCCAAUUAUGAAAUUCAGAAUCAGUCGCUGUCUGCAGAUAACAACGCAAAUAGGGUGUACAAACGCAAAAGGUCACUCCCUGUGGUAAGUGAGUCUAGUUAUCGUCCAGAGACAAUUCGUGAGGAUGAUGUCCCUUGUUCCUGUGCUGAGGUCCUUCAGACCCAUACCAAUGGAGAUUUACCUUCAGUGGAGGAAUCAGUCUUACCACUUGUUGAAGAGCCACUUAUCAUCGCAUCUCAUGCUCCUCAGACGUAUGUGCCCUCUGAGGUAAUGGCUCCAACCACCAUUGAACAGUUCAACCAGAUUCUUUCUGCAGACCCCAUUUUAAAUAAUGAUCAACCAACAAGAAGCUUGGAGGUGCAGACAGAUCUAAGCUGCGUCCAGGAAUGCAUUGAAAUGAGGAAAGAGAGAAUUGUCUUCCUGUUCCUUGAACACUGGCGGAAGUACACUAUCUCUGAAUCUUAUCGGACUAAAUAUACUGGCAGGAGAGGAAAUCAUUUAGACGUGGGCUUGGAGGACUACAACCAAUUUAGUGCACAGAUUGGUGGGGAGAUGCAGAGUGAAGACGACAAACUCCUCCUUUUCAUGAAGUCAAAGCAGGUAGUAGGGAAUCUGAUUGGCCACUGGAGGACAAUCAUGAGUCAAGUGCCCACACGCCAGAUCCGCAGGCUGAGUCGUGCCCAGAUGAUCUACUGGCCAGAGCACUUCUUGCCACACAUCAACGGGUCACCUGUGAGGUACGAAAGCCUAACCCUUGACCUCUUCAUGCUUGGAUACUUCCAGUUGCUGGAAAUGAACAUGUCUCGCAGUGAGCGCAAAUUCCGCCACCUCUUGUGCUAUGAGAUGUUUGAUCGUCUUGGUACCCAUAAAUGGGAGGUCAUAAGGCUGUUUCACAAGGAGGUCAUGGAGGAAAUUGAGAGAGGGAAACGAGACUGGGCGGAUGGUUUUGAAGACAUAAAACUCAAGUAUUUUGGAGACUCGGAUGAUGGGGGAGGUGUGAUGACAGCUUCUCUACAUUCCAUGUCUCCUGACAUGUCCAUCAUGCCAAUGCAGGAGUCACUCCCUCCCCCACCUUCUCAUCCUCCACCUCCUCCACCACCUACCCAUCCUGCACCCCCACCUCCAAAUGCACAGUCUACUCCACCAGCACCAUUACCACAAGCUUCCCUAACAGCCUCACAAUCAGAUGUUUCUCCAACAUCAUCAUCACCUGCUGCAUCCCAGGAUGGUGUAUCUGACAAUGGCCAGUGUGUGGAGCAGAGAACCUUGAAGGACUCAUUGGAGGACAAUGUACAGGGGGAUGUAAAAGCCAGUGAGCAGAUGUCAUCAAAUGUGGCAGUGGUUUCUAAUGGGAAAAGUUCAGAGCAGGACCAUAUGCAGAGCUUGACAACCGAAACUGUACAACACACUGAUACAACAGCAAAAGCUGAGACACUGCAGGACACAAAAAAAAGCUUAGUAUCAGAUCCAGUGAAAGAUGUUCCACCUGUUACUGUUAAAAUCAUAGAGGAACCUCAUGUUGAUAAACCUCCACCCAGAGAUGAACAUAAUGAAGACUCAAUUAAAGUGAUUUAUGAGCUAAAAGAGUUCAGCAGUGAGGAGAUCAUCAGAUACAUUGACCGAAGCUUUGCCUUUUGGAAAGAAAAGGAAGCUGAGCUUUUUGAUAUCUAACAACUAUGUGGACUAAGGGUCCAUACAACCAGAGAGGAAAUCCAUAAAGAGCAGGAUCAGGGAAAUUAACCUGCAAAGUGGAGUAUGCUGAGAAAGGAAACUAAUCUGGCUUUUAGUCCAUGUCACAUAAGGGACUUAACUCCAGCAAAGCAAAGAGCAUCCACUUAGGUGUACUGACUUUACCAUUUGCAUAUGCUGAAGUGGAUGAAAAGAAAGCCUGUGAUGUCAAAAGACACAUAAAUUUGCUACAACCAUUUCAUUUUGAAUUGUGUUGAACCAAGAGCUGAAUCUAGUAUGAUUGAUUGCCAUGGUACACUACUUCUAGGAAAACAAGUUUUUAAAGGAAACGAUUUGCCAUAAAUGCCAUCUUUGUAAGGAAAGAACAUAAUUGGUAAAACUCUGCACACUUUGUUUGUAUUGAAUACUUCAAAUUGCAUUUCAUGUUGAGAUAGCCUCAGUGGCUCACUAUCUCAGAAAGGCAAGGGAUUCACUUCACGGUCUAAAAACUAUUGUUUUAAGUGAUCUUUGUUUGAAGGCAAAGAAACUAGGUCUUCAGUGUGCUUGAAGGGUUUAUGGUUACUUCGUGGUUUACAAAUGGCCCUUGUCUGUGACCUCCCGAUUUUGUUUAUACAAUGUGUGCCUUUCAGUAUAGAUUCCAAAGAUUAACAGGUAUGGUACAUGAAAGGCCUGGAGAAACGGCUCAGAGUUUGGUACUUUUUCAUUAGUAAUUCAGUAACUUGACAUUUGCACAUUUCUGUCAACAAAUUGAAGCAUUCACUUGACAAAGAUAUUAUCAUCUAAAUGAAACAUCAAAUUAAGGGUUUGUAAUUGUUCCAUGAAGACUGUUCCAUCUUUUUGUUACUCUAUUUAUAAUUUGAGUGUUUUUGAGAGAUUUGCUCAAACUUUCCAUAAUUUAAAUUUGUGUUCCUUUAUUAUUUGGUUUCUACAUUGCUGUUAGAAAUAAAGUUUGUUGACAUUUUUGUGAUUAUAUGAUUUCAGUAGUUCUUUCCAAAAUCAUUCUACUUUAACUGUUGGGUGUACUCAACUGAAACACAUGGCCAACAGAAUAUUUCAAUUAUCUGAAUAGAGAUCAGACCAAAUUAAUAUAUUUUAAAUAAUCACACUGAUAUACGUACCAAUGAAAGAGCCACUGUGAAACAACAAGCUCUUGAGUGUGUAAUCCUCUGCUGCGACACUUGUAGCAGUAAAGAACCAAACUAUUCUCAUAGUGUCUCUUCUGCAGCAUCAAGAUUACCUUCAAAUAACCCUCUUAGCACCACCCGCUGUCAUGCUAUCUGUGGCUUACAGGAGCCAUAUGGAGGUUACAGUGAAUCUUGAUCAACUCACAAUCCAAAAGGGAAGGCAUCCAGCUGGUAAACUUAAAGGCAUAUUUAUAGAUUUAUAUUUAUGUACAGUAUUUGUUACAGAUUUGGUGAAUGUAAAUAGCACAAUGAUGACUAAGCAGUAAUUUUUUUAUACCAACACUGAAGCUAUACAGUGUAAGUCAUGUACAGGACUAUAAUUAGUUCCGCUUUUAAUCUGCCAAGCUUGCACACUGCACAAGGACAAACAUUUGUAUUUACAGUAUUGCUUGUACAUAUGCAAGUGACUGUCAAGUCAACACUAACUUCAGACAGUGAAUGCAUUGGCAAAUAAAACAAAUAAACACAAACAACAAUUUAAUAUUGUAAUUCUAAGCCCACUUAAACAGAAUGUGUCCAGACCACAUAGAGGUUUAUGUAUUAUAUGUCUACGAAAUCAUAUUGAAAGAUUUUACUAAAUAUAAAUCUAUGUAGUACAAAAGUGGUAACAGGUAAUACCCUACUGUUUAUAGCUGAUACAACUAGAGGUCUGCUCAGGCAUGAAAUAGACACCCCAAACUAGCCUGUAUCCGCAUCUUUCAGAUUCAAUCCGACUUGCACUGCCAAAUUCAUAACCCACGGUGACCCACUAGAACAAAAUAAAAGUAGCUUAUAAUUGCCAAUUGCCUAUUCCUUUAACAUGUUAAGUGGCAAUAACACUACACAAAUUGCCACCAACUACCAGCACAUGAUUUUUCUAAUAUCAUAAUAAUAAAGCAUCUGCCUUCCCUGUUAGUAUAUCAAAGUCAACUUGCCUUUUACUAAUUUUGGCUAGAUAAUCUUGACUGAUAAACGGGAAUUCUGAGCUUCUUACUCAGAGGAACCCGACAAUUCAUACAGUCAUAAUCCAGAAGAGUGUACAGACACAAUUAUAGGUCAUACAAGUUUUCCCUGAAUUAUUGAAAAUUUUGGGAAAGUUGCCUGUUAUCAAUUUUUAUUGCAUCUAUUGUUGAGUGUAAUGGAUGCUUGCCAGGCUAAUGCAAUGUAUUGGCUACAGUACACUCUCUGGCUCACAUUGAUGUAGUCCGUUGGCGCAACGGACAACAUGAACCUGACCCAAAAACUUAUACCUUUUUGAGUCUCAUCGGGUAUAGGUUGGGUAGCAGAACUUUAAUUCUAACAAUUAGUGUCGCUUAAUUUUUCCUUUUGUCAUUAUUUUUAACUGAAAUUGCCCAGCAACUCUUUAGCAGUUACAAUUGAUUAGCUUAACUGUUGCCUUCCCUUUUUAGUUGUUAUGGAAUUUAUUGGCCACAUGAUCAAAUUUUAAAGCAAUAGGCUGUUGAUUUUUUUCCUCCAGCAGUUAUUCCUUCAGUAAUAAAAGGACAAUGGUCACAGGUUCGAUUCCUGUGUGGAGCCUGCAUGUUCUCUUCAUGUUCAUCUGGGUUCCAUUCAGUGCUCUAGUUACCUCUCAAAAACAGUUGUGUGGAUGGAGUAUUUACUAAUGUUAGUGCAUAACAAUAACAUUGCUGAGCUUAGAGGUUCAAGAAGUCACUGGUAAACUACUCCCACUUAUACAAGUUGGUUUGUAUAGAUGCUAACUAAACACUACUUUGGCCUCUAGUACAUUUGCUCUAAAGCUAUUGCUGUUUGGUUUCAUCAGAUUGGUCUCUACAUCAACACUACAAUGCUACAUACUUUUAUGUACAUUCCUUUCCUACUGUUUAUAUUACAUAGCUGGUAAUGAGUGGUGUGAUAAGCUGAAUAAAAUGUUCAAUAUUCUAAAAUAUGCAACACAGUGUAAACCAGGUGCAAUUCACAGGUUUAUACAGUACUACCUUUUGUAAUCAAGUCACUUUCAAAAUACUUUUAUUUUACAAUGUCAGGUUCUACUUCAGUCACACAACUGAAUUUUAGGGUGUCAAGGAUGUCAUGCCUGUGGCCCACAUGACCCAUUUAAGGUACUAAACACAAGCAAAUCUGGGACUUGUGGAUGAGCAGUAAGUAGCCUUAUUCCAGUGUUAAUACAAUCUAUAUUUGACCAUGUGAAUUAAUUACCAGUGCACAUGUGCACUUCAGCUCUCUAUUCAAAGCAAAUCUAUCACCAAAUUUUUGUGUUGUUUUUUUUUUUUUCUUGCUCCGUUAUUCCCAGGGGAAUCAUUAAAAAUUAACUGUGUAGAUAAUCUUACCUGGAUUAAUGUUUGCCAGGGCAAGUGAAAAGCUUUAGUAAGAGGAAUGCAAAAGGGUAAUGUAGCUUGUCAGGCAAAGAUGAGCAAUCUAAGAAUGUUGCCCUCUUUCUCUCCCCCUGCUCCACCUCCUGUGAAACUGUCUUGGACAAGGCAUAUAGAUGAUCUUGUUGUAAAGAUUGGGAGGAAUUUUAAUUUGUUAUAUUCUUUAAUAUCUUAUUGUCAAUUUUAUAUUCAUGAUUCUUGCCCUGCAGCACUUGCUUAAUAUUUCUUAUAUUUCUACUAUGUUUAUUGUUUUGCACCAAAAUACCAAAGCAAAUUCCUUGUAUGUGUAAACUUAUUUGGCAAUAAAGCUGAUUAUGAUUAUAAAGAGGUGCUCUCCUUUUCUAACAUCCUACUUGACCAAACAAGUCCUGCAGACUCUAGUUUUAUCACAUCUAAUAUUGCCCAAAGAUAUGGCAAAGAAGGA